Messenger RNA from Dermochelys coriacea (leatherback sea turtle), 5357 nucleotides. It is a transcript of the gene ACSBG1, whose product is annotated as acyl-CoA synthetase bubblegum family member 1. The record is from RefSeq and is a predicted model, not a curated record. Gene Ontology annotation, molecular function: long-chain fatty acid-CoA ligase activity. Bases 197 to 2383 code for a protein of 728 amino acids. The transcript is spliced from 15 exons. Gene Ontology annotation, cellular component: membrane; endoplasmic reticulum. Lineage: Eukaryota; Metazoa; Chordata; Testudines; Dermochelyidae.
AAGCAACUGGCAGGCUCUGAGACAUUUCAAGCAUGUUAAAAUCAGAGAGAAAUGGAGCUUUAGUCUCCUCCUCUUGCAUAACGUCUUUAUUUGAACAAGUAUCCUGUUUCUGUUCAUUUCUUAAAUGGUCUCAGGAGCUUAUUUAUGCCUGAUCCAGAAAAUUUUUUAGCAUAUUUGUUGUGGAGAGUUUGUCAGAAUGGCUGGCAGCGAAGAGACCCUUAAGAAAAAAUUGCAAGAUGAAAAUGAAAUUGCAGAAAGCCACGAAACCAGGUUCUGGAAAAGACUUCUCCUUGCUGGAAUUGUGAAUGGUCAAAAUAUCAUUUUGAACACAUUGCAGCCAAAAGGAAUAAAUAUACUAAGAAGAACACUGACAGAUAAACAGAACAUCUCAAAAGAAUCAAUAACUUAUUCUGAGAAGAUCCAAGAUAAAGGCAAAGAACCCCCAGAGCCUUUAUGGACUACAUUUGCUGAUAGUGUGGUCAAGCUGAGAAUAGAUCACUUAUGUUCACAAACUCCAAUAACAGUUCAUCAGAUGUUCAAAGAGACUGUGGAUAAAUAUGGGCCUCUCAAUGCUAUGGCCAGCAAAAAGAAUGGAAAAUGGGAAAAGAUCACAUUUGCAGAGUAUUACAAUCUUUCCUGGAAAGCAGCCAAAAGCUUUUUGAAGCUUGGUCUUGAACGAUUCCACAGCGUAGCAAUACUUGGAUUUAACUCUCCAGAAUGGUUCGUGUCAGCUGUUGGAGCUAUUUUUGCUGGAGGAAUUGUCACAGGCAUCUAUACAACCAACUCUCCUGAAGCGUGCCACUACAUUGCUUAUGACUGCAAAGCCAAUAUCAUUGUGGUGGAAAAUCAGAAACAAUUGGACAAGAUAAUGAAGAUCUGGAGUUUUCUACCGUACUUAAAAGCAGUUGUGCUAUACAAUGACUCUUUAUCAGAGAGAGAUCCCAAUUUAUAUACGAUGGAAGAAUUUAUGGAGUUGGGAAAUGAGAUACCAGAUGCUACUCUCAAUGACAUUAUUAGCUCUCAAAAGCCAAAUCAAUGUUGUGUGCUAGUGUACACUUCUGGAACAACUGGGAAGCCAAAAGGAGCCAUGCUGAGUCAUGAUAAUAUAACCUGGACAGCAGCACAUGCCAGCAGAGCUGGGGAUAUGCAACCAGCAGAGCUCCAACAGGAGAUUAUAGUCAGUUACCUCCCGCUCAGCCACAUAGCUGCUCAGAUAUAUGACCUCUGGACUGGAAUCAAGUGGGGAGAGCAAGUUUACUUCGCUGAGCCAGAUGCUUUAAAGGGCAGCUUGGUCAAUACACUGAAAGAAGCACAGCCAACAUCUCAUAUGGGAGUUCCACGAGUAUGGGAGAAAAUCAUGGAGAAACUAAAGGACACGUCUGCUCAGUCGGGAUUUAUGAAAAAGAAAGUGUUAUCAUGGGCCAUGUCCAUUAGCUUAGAGAGGAACCUAAGCUGCUCAGGAAGCAGUGAUUUAAAAGCCCUUUCGAACAAGAUUAGCAGACUACUUAGUAACAGUGCAAAAAUCCACAGUGCUCUGGGAUUUUCCCACUGUCAGAAGCAUUUCUCUGGCGCUGCUCCUGUCACUACAGAAACUCUGGAUUUCUUCUUGAGUCCUGAACAUCCCCUUGUCCAGGCGUAUGGGAUGAGCGAGACUACAGGCCCACACUGCAUGUCUGGGCCAUAUGUUUACAGACGUCACAGCUGUGGCAAAGCAGUGCCUGGCUGCAAAGUGAAACUGGUGAAUGAGGAUGCAGAUGGCAAUGGAGAAAUUUGUUUCUGGGGAAGAACUGUUUUCAUGGGUUAUUUAAAUUUGGAGGAUAAAACAAAAGAAGCUAUUGAUGAUGAUGGGUGGUUGCAUUCUGGAGACCUAGGAAGACUAGACAAGGAUGGGUUCCUCUAUGUUACUGGAAGAAUUAAAGAGUUAAUUAUUACAGCUGGAGGUGAAAAUGUGCCUCCGAUCCCAAUUGAAGAUGGGGUCAAAAAGGAACUGCCCAUUGUUAGCAAUGCUAUAUUGAUUGGAGAUCAAAAGAAGUUCUUAUCAAUGUUGCUGACCUUAAAGAGUACUCUGGACCCAGAUACCUCUGAUCCUACUGACAAUCUGACUGAGCAAGCCAGAGAAUUCUGCCAGAAAAUUGGCAGCAAAGCCACUAAAGUGUCAAAGAUUGUGGCAACAAGAGAUCAGGCUGUUUACCAGGCCAUUCAAGAAGGAAUCAACAGAGUCAACAUGAAGUCCACUGCCAGUGUUCAGCAUAUUCAGAAAUGGACAGUCCUGGAAAGGGAUUUCUCCAUUUCUGGUGGAGAAUUUGGUCCUACGAUGAAAUUAAAACGACUUGCUGUGCUUGAAAAAUACAAAGAUGAAAUUGAUUCAUUUUACAAAGAAUAAAACUAGUCUUCGUGCCAAGUAUUGUCUGCAAGUUUCCCAUGAAGCAAAACAAAUUCACCAACUCUAUGUUGCAGGAAACAGCUCCCAACAAAUGCAUUUGAGGAUUUACUUUUUUAGGCUAGCACACCUACCAUUUGUUUUGCACCCUAUGCAACAGGCAUCAGAAGAGAAACAUCCAUAUAAAGAUCUAGUUGUAAUUCAGCCUGCAAAGUAAUAAAAUUUCUUUCUACAGAUAAGUAUUUAUAUUGCCCAUCAUUGUGAAUAUUUUACUUUUGGUCUUAAAUGAGUUAAACUUAAUGACAUGCUAAUGUGGGUUUAACUGGUAAACAUAACUAAUCAAGUAGCACUGUUUAAUGAAACUGUUACAUCCUCAUAGUAUCAAUGGCCAUUGAGCCCUAACUGAAAUUAAAACAUCAACAGUUCUAUAAUGUUUUCAGUGAAGGAGCAUCUAAAUAAUCUUGUAACAAAAAGAAAAGGAGUACUUGUGGCACCUUAGAGACAAAUUUAUUUGAGCAUAAGCUUUCGUGAGCUACAGCUGCUGCUCAAAAGCUUAUGCUCAAAUAAAUUUGUUAGUCUCUAAGGUGCCACAAGUACUCCUUUUCUUUUUGUGAAUACAGACUAAGACGGCUGCUACUCUGAAACUUGUAACAAAAGAAAUGCUACACAUUGUGGCCUAAUUAAUUCCUCUUUCCAGCCUUGUGGCUUGUCAAGCGAGUUCUGGAUUGACCAUCCCAAAAAAAGACAAUGAAGAUUUUUUUUCAAUCUUUGGUUCAUGCUGAAAGACACUUCAGUUUAGCAAUUCCCAAAGAGUCAAGUGAUGACAGUUGGUGGGCAUGAUCAGAAAUAACAGCCCAAGAUCAAAAUCUAGACCAGGUCAAAGGAUGUCUCACUCAAUGCAGGGGCCCUGAUUCAGAGUGGAUAAGAGUCAUGAUUUUAAAAAAAUAUUUAAAUGCAGGUUUAUUUAAACAAAACUAUUUAAAAUUAAAUUUAAAAUGACAGCCUCUAAAAGCCUAAAUUUAUCAAUCAUUUAAAUUAAAAAUAAAGCAGUACAUUUUCUGUUGAGCUUUAAAGACAAAGCACUGAAUUGGUGGGAAUUUCUGACUAUGCACUUGAAACUAGUUUGUUAAAAUACUCAACCAGCUUUUGAAGCAGUAGUCUUUUCUGCAGGUGUAGAGGGAGUAUUUUCUUCAUUUCUGUGUAUUCAACUAGCUCAGUUCAAUGACUAGUUCAUUCAAAGUUAAGAAACCAAUUGGAAGUUGGAAAAAAAAAAAGCUUGUUUUCCUCUUCCAAUCUAACAACCAGUUGUAAGAGGAUGAGCUUUACUAGUACUAAAAUCUUCAUGGACAUAGGGACUAGAAACAAUCAGUUCAAUUCACUAAUUACAGAUACUUCCUUUGUUUAAUAAAUCAGUUCAUUUUAAAUGCAAAACAUGUUUUGACAAGAGAAAAAGUUUGUACCCAGCACAUAAUGUAGUUUAAUAAAAAAAAAAUGUAAAUGCUGUUUGUGCCUUUAAGUGUAUUUGGAUUUCCAUCUAAAUAAAUCUUGAUACAAAUUGCAAGUAAAAAUUUAAGAAUCUGAUUAAACUAAACUAUGUAAUUGCUUAAGUGUACAGCUAGUGUAUCCUCCUGCUUAGCAAAAAGAAGGAAGUUUAGAGUAAAAGGUUCUAUUUAAUUGAGAAUCAUUGUUUUAAUGGUUACCAACAAGAAUCACCCUUUCUUAUAACUGAAGUACUAUUGCAAAACAAUUAAAAUCAGUGAUUUAAAUCAAUCCGUCCUGUGCUAACAGGCCAGAAAACUAACUGUAAUACCAGUCAUCUUGAAGUUUUCCAUCUAGUUACAGCACUUUGCAAAAUGCUUACUGCUAGGAUUUUGGGUGUGUGUUUGGCUACUAUGUCCAAACAACAACAUUUGCUUUAAACAUGUGCUUGUUAAGAGUUUGAAAUCUUAUUUAUAUAUUAUAUCUUUACAAACCUGUGGUACACCACCUCCUCCCCACUAAACCAAAUUGCUUAAAAGAGUCUGAUUUUGAUAUCUGGUCCUUAUCAAAUGGAAGAUAGCACCAUCUGAAGCAAAUGGAAGUUCUACAAAAAGUUUCUUCUUUACUAAAAAUCAUGUGCAUCCGAUGAAGUGAGCUGUAGCUCACGAAAGCUUAUGCUCUAAUAAAUUUGUUAGUCUCUAAGGUGCCACAAGUACUCCUUUUCUUUUUUUGAAAAUCAUGUGUUACAGCAAGUAAGAAAACAUGCUCAACUGUACUUCCUCUAUACAUAACUGAUAUUUACAAUAAGAUUUAUCUAUCAAAGCAUUAAACAAGUCAGCAGUCUAGGCUUAUAAAAAACACAACAAAUGGUCUGACUUUGGGAAGUCUUUAUUUUCUCACUUUGUGCGUAAAAGUAACUCAGUUGCUUAUUUAGCAUAACACAAAUGAAUCAAGGGAGCAGCAACCACACUAUGCACAUUCAAAUCAAGCUCAACCUCUGCUGUGGUACAUCCAAGAGAAGAAAAAUUACCUUUAUCACUAGAAGCAGUUAUGAAUAAACAAGAAAAAAAUUUUUUUGUCCCUAUCACUGCCAUAGGGUAGCAGAAGUAUAACAAAAGCUGGGAUGAUUAUUUUGCAGGGGAAAAUGAAGUGACUUUGCAUUGCUCGGUUUUGCUUUGGAAACCAGCAGACUGAAUAAGGAAAUAAGUGAAAUUAGUGGCAUGGGACCUAUAGACAGAAUUAAGCUGAAUACAGUUGGGGUACAGAGCAGAACCAUAGCCAGGAAAUUUGAUUUAUAUGCAUGUUAAAGGUUGUAGGGAUGGAGCUAUUCUAAGACAUUUAGGUCAGUAUCUGUCAUGUGUGUCCAUGAUAUCACUAUAUGGAGAUGAGAAGAGGACUUAACUUCAUGGUCUUUGCUAGGCUUAGUAAGCAAAUGCCUGGAAACCUCAUAUCCACCCACAUAGUGAAGACAGAUUAUAGAUUCCAGAAAUAUUAAGCA